AUGUCCACCAUCAAGUCUAUCCGCAGCAUUGCGCCCCUCCUCGACCGCAUCCUCGUGCAGCGCAUCAAGCCCGAAGCCAAGACCGCAACCGGUAUCUUCCUCCCCGAGACGGCCGUCAAGGACCUCAACGAAGCAAAAGUCAUUGCCGUCGGCCCCGGCGCCUUCGACAAGGACGGAAAGCGCGUCACCCCCAGCGUGCAGCCCGGCGACAAGGUCUUGAUCCCACAGUUUGGAGGCAGCCCGAUCAAGGUUGGCGAGGAGGAAUUGAGCUUGUUCAGGGACCAUGAGCUCCUGGCCAAGAUCAACGAGUAA
Messenger RNA from Bipolaris oryzae ATCC 44560, 312 nucleotides. RefSeq lists its product as uncharacterized. NCBI's taxonomy places the organism in Eukaryota, Fungi, Ascomycota, Dothideomycetes, Pleosporales, Pleosporaceae. Gene Ontology annotation, molecular function: metal ion binding; protein folding chaperone; ATP binding. The record is from RefSeq and is a predicted model, not a curated record. The transcript has 3 exons. Gene Ontology annotation, cellular component: mitochondrial matrix. The coding region runs from base 1 to 312 and encodes 103 amino acids.